This is a messenger RNA of Penicillium canariense, 4347 nucleotides long. RefSeq names its product DNA-directed RNA polymerase III core subunit RPO31. Bases 1 to 4347 code for a protein of 1448 amino acids. The transcript is spliced from 2 exons. Gene Ontology annotation, molecular function: DNA binding; DNA-directed RNA polymerase activity. Gene Ontology annotation, biological process: DNA-templated transcription. Lineage: Eukaryota; Fungi; Ascomycota; Eurotiomycetes; Eurotiales; Aspergillaceae. The record is from RefSeq and is a predicted model, not a curated record.
AUGCAGCCUCCAGAGGGUGCCCAGAUCGACCUGGGCAAGGCCCAGGUCAUUGAUCGUGUUCCCAAAGUGAUCAAGGAACUCAAAUUCGGCGUUUUGACAAACGAUGACAUUGUCAGUCAAGCUGUAGUGGAAGUCUCCGACCGCAAGUUCUUCGACCUCGACCAUGAUCGCGCCGUGGUUUCUCAUGGCCCUCUCGAUGCGCGCAUGGGUAUCUCCAAUAAGACCGCACAGUGCAAGACGUGUGGACAUCACCUGAAGGAAUGCAAUGGUCAUUUUGGCCACGUUCGACUGGUCUUGCCAGCUUUCCAUGUCGGUUACUUCAAGCGCGUUAUCGGUAUUCUCCAGGAAAUUUGCAAGGAGUGUUCGCGCAUCCUUCUCCCUGAGACGGAGCGCCGUGCUUUCCUGCGCGAGAUGCGCCGCCCGGGACUAGAUAACCUGCGACGAAUGCAAAUUGCGAAGCGAAUCAACGAGCGCUGCCGGAAAACUCGACAAUGCGAGUAUUGUCAGGCGAUCAACGGUGUCGUGAAAAAGGCCGGCUCCAGUGCCUUGAAAAUUACUCACGACAAGUUCCGCGCAUUCAACUCGUCGACCUCCGUCAAGAAGCAGCCUCCAAUCAGCAAAACGGUGUUCGAUGACUCCUUUGCCGAAGCACGAAAUGCCAACACAGAGAUUGAAAAGCACUUCAAGAAGGCACAGGAUGACAUGAAUGCCCUGCGCGUGUUGAAGCUUUUCAAGAGAAUCUCCAAUACUGAUUGUGAACUCUUGGGCUUAGAUCCAAAGGAAGCACGACCGGAGAUGUUCCUCUGGCAGUUCAUCCCGGCUCCUCCGGUUUGCAUUCGGCCGUCCGUAGGCCAAGAAGGUGCAUCGACAGAAGACGAUCUGACGGCAAAGCUGGGCGAUAUCGUCCAGAGCAACAUCAACCUCAAGAACGCUCUGCUGAAGGGUGCUCCAGUGCAGACAAUCAUGGAAUGCUGGGACUACAUGCAGCUGCAAAUUGCAGUCUACAUCAACAGCGAUGUUCCAGGCCUGAACAAAGCUGACCUGGGAAAGCCCAUUCGCGGUUUCGUUCAACGACUGAAGGGAAAACAAGGUCGAUUCCGUGGCAAUCUGUCAGGAAAACGUGUGGAUUUCUCUGGUCGUACAGUCAUUUCGCCCGAUCCUAACCUGCGAGUCGACGAAGUCGCCGUCCCCGAACUUGUGGCCAAGAACAUGACAUACCCAGAGGUUGUAACUCGUUACAAUAAGGAAAAGCUUCAGGCGCGCGUGUUGAACGGAAGCAAGAAAUGGCCCGGAGCAAACUAUCUUGUUAAGAAGGACUCGACCUUCAAAAUGAUGCUGAAGUACGGCAACCUGAAGCAUGUUGCCAACGAGCUACAGGAGGGUGACACAGUUGAGCGUCAUAUCGAAGACGGUGAUAUCGUUCUCUUCAACCGACAGCCCUCUCUGCACAAGCUUAGUAUCCUUUCCCAUUUCGCCAAGGUUCGGCCGCAUCGAACAUUUCGAUUAAACGAGUGUGUUUGCAACCCUUACAACGCUGAUUUCGACGGAGAUGAGAUGAAUCUGCACGUUCCCCAGACAGAAGAGGCUAGGGCUGAAGCGAUGGAGCUGAUGGGUGUGAAGAACAACUUGGCCACACCAAAGAACGGCGAGCCUAUCAUUUCCGCCAUUCAGGAUUUCAUCAGUGCUGCUUAUUUGCUGAGCAGUAAAGACAAUUUCUUUGACCGUCGCUCGUUCACCCAGAUUUGUCUCUACAUGCUGGGCCACGAAACGCGUUUCGAUCUCCCACCCCCCUCUGUUCUCAAGCCUCAGAUGCUCUGGACGGGUAAACAGGUGUUCAAUAUUCUGAUGCACCCCAACAAUGAUGACCCUGUUCUUGUAAACCUUGACGCCGCUUGCCGUGAAUUCAAGCAACCGAAGGAUGGUCGGCCGAAGGAUCUGGACCCGAACGAUGGCUGGCUGGUGAUUCGUAAUUCUGAAGUCAUGUGCGGUGUCAUGGACAAGUCUACCAUCGGUUCUGGAAAGAAGGACAAUGUGUUCUACAUUAUGCUUCGUGAUUUUGGCCCACCUGCUGCUGCUGAAGGCAUGAACCGCCUGUCGAAGCUGUCGGCCCGCUGGUUCACCAAUAUCGGCUUUUCUAUUGGUAUCACGGAUGUCUACCCCAGCGACAGACUUGUCCAGUCAAAGAAUGAUCUGGUCGAAACGGCUUACGCUGCUUGCGACGCCGUUAUUGCCCAAUACAAAGCCGGUACUUUGGAAAAGUAUCCCGGUUGCGACGAGUUGCAGACAAUGGAAAACCAGCUGUCUGGUAUUCUCAGUAAGGUCCGUCAGCAAGCUGGAGAUGAAUGUAUUGCCCAACUCAGCAAGUACAACUCGCCCCUCAUCAUGGCUACGUCUGGAUCCAAGGGUUCUAGUAUCAACGUGUCCCAAAUGGUUGCACUUGUGGGUCAACAAAUUAUCGGUGGUCAACGUGUUCAAGAUGGUUUCCAGGAUCGCACGCUUCCUCAUUUCCCGAAGAAUGCGCGCCAGCCUCCGUCGAAGGGAUUCGUUAGGAACAGUUUCUUCUCCGGGCUCGAGCCUACAGAGUUCAUUUUCCACGCCAUGUCUGGUCGUGAAGGUCUGGUCGAUACUGCCGUCAAGACUGCCGAAACUGGUUACAUGUCUCGUCGGCUGAUGAAGUCACUUGAGGAUCUCUCUACGAGAUACGACGAUACAGUGCGGAACUCGUCAGCUGCCAUCGUCCAGUUCCAGUACGGUGACGACAAACUGGAUCCCGUGGAUAUGGAAGGCAAAGCCAAGCCGGUGCAUUUCGAUCGAACCUUCAUUCACUCCGAGUCUACUACCUACAACAAUGACGAGCGAAGUUUGCUGCCGCAAGAAAUCAUGGAAGUUUGUGCAGAGAUGCUUGAGAAGGAGCGCGCCAAGCUCACACGCAAGGACCUGAUGGGCAAUGAACUAGGAUACAUGGACCGCAGCGAUCAUGGUGUCGACCAAUUCGAGAGUGCCCGUGACUUCCUUGACUCUAUUGAGCAGUACGUGCAGACCAAGGCCGAAAGGCUGAUCUCUCAUGGGGGUGACUUUGAUCCUUCGGACGAGAGAAGCCGACAGGGCUUGAAUCACACUGGCAAGUUGACCGAGACCACCCUCCGGGCUUUCAUUACUGCUUGUCUGUUGAAGUACAAGAAAGCCCAAGUCGAACCAGGCCACGCCGUUGGUGCUGUCGGUGCCCAGUCCAUCGGUGAGCCCGGUACCCAGAUGACCUUGAAAACGUUCCAUUUCGCUGGUGUUGCUGGUAUGAGUAUCACGCAGGGUGUGCCCCGUAUCAAGGAAAUUAUCAACGCCUCCAAGGAGAUCAGUACGCCGGUCAUUGCAUGCGAGCUUGUCACCAAAGACAAAAUUGCUUCCGCUCGUAUUGUGAAGGGACGCAUUGAGAAGACCUACCUGCGCGAUGUGAUUCACUCAAUCAAUGAGAAAUGGUCUGGAAACGAGGCUUGUGUCACCGCCAAGAUCAAUCAAAAGACGAUUGAUGACCUGCAGCUUGAGAUCACGAUGCCGCAAAUCGUCGCCGCGAUUAAAAAUCACAAGCGCUUCAAGGCUGAUGACCUCAAGUUCCGAACUACGCGCAAUUCUAUUACCCUUGUCAUCGAUCUCGACCCGGCCAGCAAGAAUGGUUUGUCGAAGACCGAGAUCGCCUCAACCAGUGCCGAUCCCUUCCUGCGUCUCAAGCACCUGAAGCGCAUGAUGCCCAACAUCCAGAUUAUGGGUCAUCCCCAGGCCGCCCGUGCCAUUAUCCGAACCGAUGAGAAAGGCACCACCAAUACUCUCCUAGUGGAAGGCUACGGUCUGAAGGAUUGUAUGACGACUGCUGGAGUGGAUGGUCUGCACACCCGGACUAACAACGUCAUGGAGGCGCGCGAGGUGCUUGGCAUCGAAGCCGCACGAAGCACCAUCAUUACUGAAAUCAGCGAGGUCAUGAAGGACAUGGACAUCGAUCCUCGCCACAUGCAGCUCCUGGCCGACGUAAUGACGUACAAGGGCGAGGUGCUAGGCAUCACUCGUUUCGGUCUGGCCAAGAUGCGUGACUCGGUGCUACAGCUGGCUUCGUUCGAAAAGACCGCCGACCACCUCUUCGAUGCCGGUGGUGCUGGCCGCACUGAUCUGAUUGAGGGCGUUUCGGAAUGUAUUAUUAUGGGCAAGACCAUGGGCCUGGGCACCGGCGCUAUGGAGGUCGUGCGCAAGCUGAACUUCUAUGAAGGCCAGAUCGGCCCGCGGAAGACUGUUUUCGAAGACGCCUGGUCCGAACUGUGUGAAGCACCCUUGCCGACUCGAGGCAAGAAGAGAGCCCGGUAG